AUGCCGUUCCCGUACAAGAAAGUGGUCGUCGUCGGAGCGACGAGUGGCAUUGGCGAGGCGCUGGCCAAACGACUAGUCGAGGAUGGCUCCUCUGUGGUCGCUGUUGGCCGGCGCAAGGAGAACCUCGAGGCGCUCGUCCAGCAGUAUGGCCACGAAAAGGUCCAGGCCGUGCCCUUCGACAUUACCAAUCUCGCAUCCAUCCCAAACUUUGCCACAAACAUCACCCACGCUCACCCCGAUGUUGACUGUAUCAUUUUGAAUUCGGGCAUUCAGAGGAAGUCGGACUUUAGGAACCCUGGUUCCAUCGAUGUGGAUGUCCUCAAUCUCGAAUUCACCACCAAUUACCUUUCUCAGCUCGCACUGACCAAGGCUUUCUUACCAGAUCUGCAGAAAAAGGAUGCAGAGAGUGCCUUGAUAUUUGUCACGUCACAACUCGCUCUGGUGCCAAUGCCUAUAUGUGCAAAUUAUUGUGCUUCCAAGGCGGCCUUGCAUCAAUUUAUCCUCUGCCUGCGCCAACAAUUGAAGGGCUCCAACAUCAAGGUGGUCGAACUGAUGCCACCUGCGGUGCAGACGGAGCUCCAUGACGAAAAGCACCAACCGCAUAUCAAGAACGGCAGAUCGAUUGGAAUGCCCCUUGACGAGUUCGCGGAGAAGGCAUAUGCUGGAUUGGCUAGUGGACGGGAGCAGGUGCCCAUUGGCACUGCAGAGCGAGCGUUCGACGCUUUAGAGCCCAGACGACAGGACAUGUUUACACAACUGAUGAAAGCCAUGAGUUCGAUACCACAGAUGACAAACGGGGCUGUCCAAUUGUGA
Molecule: messenger RNA, 813 nt
Organism: Cladophialophora psammophila CBS 110553
Lineage: Eukaryota; Fungi; Ascomycota; Eurotiomycetes; Chaetothyriales; Herpotrichiellaceae
Exons: 3
Coding region: 1-813 (270 amino acids)
Molecular function (GO): oxidoreductase activity
Source: RefSeq, a predicted model, not a curated record